GAGGGAACGGAGGAAGGAAGAGUUACUAAUUCAUAGAAGCUUCUAAAUUCUGGCCCCUCCUAUCCCUACACAGCCAGGAUGGAGGCUCUAGCCCAUAUCCUGUUACUCUUUCUCCUGCUGGCCUCCUUCAGCCCCGUUGCUGCCCAGGAGGAUGGCAUUGACAUUUACAGUCUCACCAUGGACUCCAGGAUCACAUCACGAUUUGCCCACACCACCAUCACCAGCCAUGUGGUCAAUAAGGCUGACCGAGCCCAAGAGGCCACCUUCCAGGUGGAGAUACCCAAGACAGCCUUUAUCACCAAUUUCUCCAUGAUUAUUGAUGGUGUGACAUACCCAGGGGAGAUGAAGGAGAAGGCAUCUGCCCAGGAGAGGUACCGCUUAGCUCUGGCCAAGGGGCCGAGUGCUAAAAUAAUCAAGGCCACAGGGAGGAAUCUGGAACAGUUCCAGGUGUCUGUCAAUGUGGCUCCGACUGCCAAUGCCACCUUUGAGCUGGUCUAUGAGGAGUUGUUGAAGAGGCAGCUGGGGAAAUAUGAGCUAAUGCUGAAGGUCCAGCCCCAACAGCUGGUCAAACAUCUGCAGAUAGAUAUCCAUAUCUUUGAGCCUCAGGGCAUCAGUUCCCUGGACACUGAGAUCGCCUUUAUGACCAAGGAUCUGGCAGAUGCCCUCACCACCACACAGAACAAGACCAAGGCUCACAUAGUGUUCAAGCCAUCUCUGGCCCAGCAGCAGAAGGAGCCCGGGAAGCUGGACACGAUUCUGGAUGGCAACUUCAUUGUCCAUUAUGACGUGAAUCGAACCGCCGUUGCAGGGGACAUCCAGAUCGAGAAUGGAUACUUCGUGCAUCACUUUGCUCCAAGAGAGUUGCCCCUGUUGCCCAAGAAUGUGGUCUUUGUAAUCGACAAGAGUGGAUCCAUGGCUGGCAGGAAGAUUAAGAAGACCAAGGAAGCCCUGCUAAAGGUCCUGGAUGAUCUCAAACCAGAGGAUCAUUUCAGCUUGGUUGCCUUCAGUGGAAGAGUGACCCAGUGGAAGCCAGUGUUGCUUCAGGCCUCAGAAGAACACCUGGAAUCAGCCAAGACAUUUCUCUCUAAUACUCAAGCCCUGGGUGCAACUAACAUCAAUGAGGCCAUCCUUCUGGCUGUGAGAAUGCUGGAUGAGAGCGACAGUAGGAAGCAGCUGCCUUCAGGGAGUGUCUCUAUGGUCAUCCUGCUCACGGAUGGAGAUCCCACUGAGGGGGAGACAAAACUACAGAAGAUUCAGGAGAAUGUGAAGGCAACUGUAGCAGGCCGAUACCACCUCUAUUGCCUGGGCUUUGGCUUUGAUGUCAACUACGCUUUCCUGGAGAAGCUGGCCCUGGAUAAUGGUGGGGUGGCCCGACGCAUCUAUGAGGACUCAGAUGCUGACCUGCAGCUCCAGGACUUUUACCAGGAAGUGGCCAAUCCGCUGCUGACCAUGGUGGAGUUCCAGUACCCAGACAACGCUGUGGAACUGCUCACACAGGACAGUUUCAGGGUCUUCUUCAAAGGCUCUGAGCUAGUGGUGGCUGGGAAGCUCACGCCUCAAGCCCCGGACCUGCUCUCAGCCCAAGUCAGGGGCCAGUCGAACACCCAGAACAUCAACUUCCAAACAGAAGUGAACGUUGUGAACAAGGAGAAGGUCUUUGAGGACUCCGAGUACAUUUCCCACAGCUUCAUGGAGCGCCUGUGGGCAUACUUGACCAUCCAGCAGCUGCUGGAGAAAGCUGUUUCAGCCUCGGGCACUGCACAGCAGAGCCUGAAGGGCAGGGCUCUGGACCUUUCCCUCAAUUUCAGCUUUGUCACUCCACUCACAUGUAUGGUGGUCAACCAGCCUAAUGACCAGGGCCAGCGCCAGUUGGCUAUGAAGUCUAUGGAAACAGUUUCAGAUCAAGGAGAGCUGAAAAUGGAACAACCAAUGAGACCAGGCAGAACGAAAUUUCGAAGAAGAAAGAUCAUUUCCCAGGAACCAGAUGAACUAAGGUCCAUGUUGGCUCCUUUAGAAGAUGUCUCACCAGGGACCUCUACACCACUGUCAGCGGGGAUUACAACACCUCCUAUCCCUGUUCCUCUGGAAGAAUCUUUGAAGUCAAUGGAGAGGGCUCCUCAUUUCAUUUUGUCACUGUUUCUACGAAAAAAACAGAAAGAGAUUUUGUGUGUGGAUGUCAAAGGAUCACCUUUCAGGCCACUAAGUCUGAUCUCUGAUCCAGUACAAGGAAUUGAGGUGAAGGGCCAUUAUAAGGACUUUCUAGACACAUUUUCCUGGCUCCAGGUGAGCUACAAGACUCCUGAAGUACAGGUGUAUGUGAACCAGGACAGCAUCAUAGUGAUCCGUGGCCGUGGUCAACAUGAAAAAAGCACCUCUUAUCAGUGGCAGAAGACAUUCUCCCUGGGGUUUUCUGGGCUGAAGAUAAUCACGGAAAAUCGUGCCUUGCGGCUCAUUGCCCCCAAAAAAGUCACCAUUGGUCUGGUGUCCUUGAGUCAUCUCAUCCCUGGACUCCAUCUCUUUCUGCAGAAUACAGUUCACUUUUCUGAGAAAGUCAGUGGGAUCCUUGGUCAGUUUUACCGUCACUUGUACUGCAAUUCCUUGGAAGAUGACAAGAUGACGCUGACAACAAUGGGAAAGACAUAUACAAUCACCAGAAAGCCCAUGUUGGAUUUCCAAAAUGGAGAAAGAAGCAACCCAAUGCCAACAUUGCUGUGCUGGUCCCUGGAGCAAUCCUUAUAAGACAGAAGAACUUCAUAGACAGUAAAUAACAUAUAUUUCCCCCACCCUAUCUCACAUACCUGGCCCAGAUCAGCCAGGAGCUGCUACUUGGAGCCAGCCUGGGAGAUGCUAUAAAGCUAAGGCCGUGUGUCAACA
Molecule: messenger RNA, 2874 nt
Organism: Vombatus ursinus (common wombat)
Lineage: Eukaryota; Metazoa; Chordata; Mammalia; Diprotodontia; Vombatidae
Product: inter-alpha-trypsin inhibitor heavy chain H4-like
Exons: 21
Coding region: 79-2739 (886 amino acids)
Source: RefSeq, a predicted model, not a curated record